Messenger RNA from Thyridium curvatum, 1266 nucleotides. RefSeq lists its product as uncharacterized. The transcript is spliced from 6 exons. The coding region runs from base 1 to 1266 and encodes 421 amino acids. The record is from RefSeq and is a predicted model, not a curated record. NCBI's taxonomy places the organism in Eukaryota, Fungi, Ascomycota, Sordariomycetes, Thyridiales, Thyridiaceae.
AUGUCCAAUCUUUGUUCAGAUAACGACGAUGUUUUCACCUCCUCAGACCAUCUUUCUGCUCUUGUCAUAUGGAACUCUGAGACCCUCGAACAUGCUGAGCAGGCGACUGAAGGAUUGGUUGUCUUGUUCUCUGGAGGAAAGGGAUCAUACCUCGACCGGGGAAUACUCACCUCGCGGGCCUUGAUACCACCCAUGACCAUACAGAAAUCCACAUUUGAGACAAUAGCUUCUGCCUUCGCUCUCCCCCCAACACACGUCCGUAUGCAUAGGGAUGGGACAACUAUGCUGCUCGAUGAGGGGGAUGGCGGCAGUGAGUCGGGGACCAAGCUCCAGAAGAUCUCGAUGCAAAACAGCUUCACUUCGACAUAUCGCUUCAGUGCCAGCCUUAGCUAUGAUCCUGAGCGGCGCUUAACAAAGGCUUUCAUCCACGGCCUACUGGACUCAGAAAUUGCCACCCUGUCCGAUGAAUUACUGGCUCGCCGUGGCGAUCUUGCUCUUCCUACCCUGUUACCAUUCAUUCUACUGACUUAUCGGACACGAUCAGCAAUAGAUAAAGUCGGAGAAAGUCACAAAGAAAUCAUCAGACUGGAGCAGCAGACCGGAGUCAAUACAAGAUGGCACCCGAAGCUGGCUUGUUGCGACUCCCAGGAGAGCCACUACCUUCACUCGCAGGGUGAUGGCGUCAACUUGAACCGGGUCACCUCAGACCUGACCAGUCUCGUUUCGAAGCUGGCCUUUGUUGACCUUUCGUGUCAUACACACACGCCAAUGCUUGAAACUCUUGAUUCGAUCGAUAGGCGAGUAAUUGAGGAGUUCUCAGGAAAAGAAGCCGAUUGCACGAAAAGGCUAAGGGAGUCUGAGCUACGCCUUCGUCGGGAGCGCAACUUUCUGCGCAGUUCACUUGAGGGGACACGCACAAGAGCAGACUAUCUGUCCAAAAGGGCGCAGGCUCAGGUGCAGACUAUAUACAGUCUAAUCGCGCAAAGGGAUAACGCGAUAGCUCUUAAAGACAACAUCGCUCUCAAGGCCAUUUCCGAGGACCAGAAGCGGAUUGCGUUGGCAGCCACGCGAGACGGAGCAGCCAUGCGGAUGAUCUCGAUCAUAACAACUGUUUUUCUACCUGCGACCUUUACCGCACCCGAAGGAGGCAAGAAGCCGGUCUCUGACUGGGUCUGGCUUUAUUUCCUCAUCACUGCUCUGCUGUCCGUAUUGGUCAUGACUUGGUGGCAUAUAAACUCUCGACGUAAGAUUCGCGAAAUAAGGUAG